AAAAAAAAAUAUGUACUUGGAUCAUAGACGGAUAAAAUGAGGGUUAGGCAGGUAUGUAUGAAAACUUUAUUAUACUACUACCCUCAAAAUAAUUAGCAAAUACAUAUUUUCACUAAGUACUUAUUCUCGUCACGGCCAUUUUUUCUGUGGGCUUACUGUGUUAAAAUGUCUUCUGCUUGCAAUAAAAGAAAGGCUUCGCGGCCAGCUGAAAAAUGUACACCAAUACCAAUACGCAUCGAACGCGUCAUGAUAAGCCACCGAUUGCUCAAGGCGCAAAUAAUAGAGCUGGUCAGGGCAAAUCAAGGAGGGGUGACCAUAAUUACAUUACUACCGCUCUACAGGGAGCGUUUCAAACUGGACUUCCGGUUCCCUCUCUUUGGGCACCGGUGCCUGUUAAGUCUGCUCUCCCAGAUGACAGAGCACUUAGUCCUCACUUUGCUUGAGGACGGGGAAUGGUUCGUGCACCUGCGCGGCACCGAGCCCGUGUUCCCUCCGGCCCCCAUCCCUCGCCCCGUGCGCGCCAGCACGCCAGUCACAGCCGAGGACGCGCUGCCCAACAUCCCCUAUGGCAAGGACGUGUUCCCCGAGGACUGCAUGCAGCUGACGGAAGUCAUCCCGGAGUCGUCACUGCGGGAUAUACAGCCCGGCGACGUGCUGGAGAUCAGUGUGGGAGAAGUGUACUCACCCUCGCACUUCUGGCUAAUCCGCGUCGGCGAGGAGUACGACACUGCCUUGCAGAACAUAAUGGAUGAGAUGACGCGCUACUACGACGUCGAGGGUCGGUCACGCAUCCUGGCGGUCGGCGCCUUUCGCGUGGGGCACUACUGCAGCGCGGAAUACGGCCGUCGCUGGCACCGCGCGGUCAUCGUCCAGCUCGUUGACAGCGACACUGCCAAGGUGCGGUACGUGGACUACGGCACGGUGGAGUCGUUGCCGCGCCGCGAGCUGCGGCCGCUGAAGCGCGAGUGGGCGCAGCUGCCGGCGCAGGCGCUGCGGGCGCGGCUGGCUGGCGUGCGUCCCUGCGCCGACGCUACCCGAUGGCCGUUCGCUUCCUCCGCGCACUUCUUCAAACUGGUGUCCGACAUGCAGCUCGUCGCUACCGUCGUCUCAGUCAACACCGAGGAGGAGGUGAUGGAGACGAUGUUGCUGGACACGUCGACGCCGGUGGACGUCUGCGUCAGCGAGGCACUGGUCAAAGCCGGCCACGCCGACGCAAGGCGCGACAGCGUUCUGGGGACGGAGCCGUACCUACUCCCGACGUUCGAGGCACUCGAGAGCGGCGCCACGCUCAGCCUGAAGGAAAUAGAGUUUAACCUGAGCAACGGCGUGGCGCUGCAGAAGCUCCCUGCCUAUGUGGAGCACGUCAUUGAGCCCAUCAAGCGCCCCACGACCACCAGGGACGAAGCACCCGGCCAGAACAGAGACUCUGAGUCAGAGCCAUCCACGCCGGGUCAGCUGCUACUGGCGGCGCUCCAGGGCGGUGCGAGCUCGUCGUCAUCCCUCGACGCAGAGCCCCGGUCGCACUCGUCGACACCGCUCGGGGAGAGGCCAUUAAGCUCCUCGGCGUCGGUCGGGUCGGUCGAGUCGGUUGAGUCGGAUGUAGCAGCACUGACUCUGGCGGAGCGCGACACCUAUAACUCGCUGUUCCGAGAGAACCCGGUAGCCGCUCACUGGUACAAGGAUGGCGCGCUGGGACGCGCCAUGCACACCGAGUAGGGAACUAAACCACCGUUAACGUCACAAUCGCUGUCACUCCUCACCGAUCCCCGCGAAAUACAUACAUAUACAGAGUUGCAACCUAAAUGCUACCAGCUACCAAUUGCUACCCUCAUAGUUUUGAAGAUAUUCAGCAGAUGACAGCCAUUCUGAAGUCAGGAUGGCUGUUUCUUUUCCCAGUGUGAAGAAACGGUGCAAAACUAUUGAGGUUUUCACACUGGGAAAGUUACCGCCAUCCUGAUAUCAGAAUGGCUGUCACUUUAGAUGCUGAAUAUCUUCAAAACCACGAGGGUAGCAACUAAUGGUAGCUGAUAGCAAUUAGGUAGCAACUCUAUAGGUAUUUCGAGGGGAUCGGUGAGGAGUGACAGCCGUCAUGACGUUAACCUUGUUUUGGUUGGUUCUACACUUUAUUUUCCAAAUGUCAUGAGAAAAAAGAAACAGAGUAUAGAAACAGCUAAGUAUACGCGGGUUUAAAAUCGUUGGAGAGCUGUUUUUUUCCAGGACUAGGUUUUGCUAGGUAGAGGUAACUCAGUAGGUAUUUGCCUCGAAAUAAAAAGUUACUUAUAAUGUAAUUAUAAUUCAAGGAGUUAUGUUUACUUAAAUCUUUCAAGAAGGUGUACGUUUGUAUUUCUAUUUUUUAAAAGAUUUUUUAUAUUUUUACGCUACGAGCAGGAAGGUUUAAGUUUUUUUUUUUGUUUUGUUCAUUUUGUUAAAACAUGAAAUAAAUAACUACAACAUA
This is a messenger RNA of Helicoverpa armigera (cotton bollworm), 2455 nucleotides long. RefSeq names its product tudor domain-containing protein 1. The transcript has 8 exons. The record is from RefSeq and is a predicted model, not a curated record. The coding region runs from base 166 to 1716 and encodes 516 amino acids. Lineage: Eukaryota; Metazoa; Arthropoda; Insecta; Lepidoptera; Noctuidae.